AUGGUUGAGGGAUUAUCUGACAUUGAACUGUUGGUCAAUAUUGAUGGUCAUCCUCCAUUUAAGUCAACUAGUGGUAAAUUCUGGCCAAUUUUGGGUAGAUUUAAUAACUUGGAUGGCUUUGUGAUAGCCCUGUUUUAUGGCAAAAGCAAACCUAAUUCCGUUGGUGAGUAUCUUGCCGAUUUUCUUAAUGAGCUUGACAAGCUAAAAUGUGGUGGAAUUUGGUAUGAGAAAAAGAAAUUCAAAUUUGGGUUAAAGUGUUUUUGCUGCGAUGCUCUUGCGCGGUGUUUUUUGAAGUGCAUUAUUGGUCAUACUGGGAUGUGGAAUGAGAGAGUUGUGUUCAAUUCAAAUGAUAAUGCAGAAUACCGCAGUGACGAGAAAUUUGCCUUACUCCAAUAUGUAGCCUGUACACAAACCUAUAUCCGGAAAGAUAAAGGUCUGUGA
Dendronephthya gigantea is the source of this 441-nucleotide messenger RNA. RefSeq lists its product as uncharacterized. The coding region runs from base 1 to 441 and encodes 146 amino acids. The transcript has a single exon. NCBI's taxonomy places the organism in Eukaryota, Metazoa, Cnidaria, Anthozoa, Malacalcyonacea, Nephtheidae. The record is from RefSeq and is a predicted model, not a curated record.